CGUCCAGCAACGAUGACCGACCACUCAAGCGACAACGCCUUUUACGUGGUCGUGACCGGAGCCAACAGUGGCAUAGGCUUCGCGAUUUGUUGCCGCCUCAUCGAUGAAUUCCUCCAAACCCGCCCGCAGUCCCAGACCCUCGUCUUGAUCCCUACGACGCGAAGCAAGCGCAAGGGCGAUGAGACCGUCAAGCAAUUGGAGGCGCACCUCCGCAAAGCCUCUCUCAAGGCCGAGAAGAGUGUGCCCGGAAUCAGCAUGCUGUUCGCAAGGCGGGUUCGUUUCCAGACGGAAAUCCUUGACCUGACAUCCAUUGUCUCGGUGCAACAAUGCAGCACAAGGCUACGAAACAAUAUUUCGAAGAUUGAUGCUAUGAUUUUCAACGCGGGCAUGGGUGGUUGGACGGGCGUCAACUGGCCCUGGGCAGUCUACAGCAUGUUGACGGACUGGGUGAAUGCCAACACCUGGCCAAUCGGCGUGAAAAAAGCGACUGUCGGGCUGCUCGCUGAGCCUCAAGGGCAUGCCGUCAGCAAUGGUAGUGCCAAUGGUAGUGCCAAUGGCACGGCAUCAGUACAGCCUAAAUCCGACGAACCACCCCUCGGACAGGUGUUCUGCGCCAACACCUUUGGCCACUAUCUUCUUGGCCACUACUGUGCGCCCCUCCUCUCAGCCGCUCGGCCGAACAGUGGGCGUCUGAUCUGGAUAUCCAGCCUUGAGGCUUACGAGUCGGAUUUCUCACUCUCCGAUUUCCAGGGCCUGGCCAGCUUAGUGCCGUACGAAUCUUCGAAACGUCUGACCGAUCUUCUGGCGUUGACUUGUGAUUUGCCGUCUACCCGGCCUUGGACAUCACCGUAUUUCCAGAACAAGGAGCAAGAGAAGAAGGAAGCGGAAGAAGAGAUCGCAGAUGCUCUUCCCCGCAUGUAUCUUUCGCAUCCCGGCAUUGUCAGCACCGGCAUCUUUCCUCUUCCUUUCCCCUGGUUGAUGACCUAUCUCUGGAUGUUUGCAGCAUAUGUUGCACGCUGGCUAGGCUCGCCCUGGCAUCCCGUCCGGCCAUAUCCUGCGGCCGUUGCUCCUGUCUGGCUCGCGCUCGCUGAACAGUCCACUCUUGAUGACGCAGAACAGAGAGACGGCAAGGGGAAAUGGGGCAGUUCGACGGAUUGGGCAGGCCAUGAAAGGGUUUUGAGGACUGAGGUUGAGGGAUGGGGCUUUGGUGGCGUUGUGGGUGAUGCGAAGGGCAGGAAGGGUAGGAGAAAGGGUGCCAAAGACCUGAAGGAAGGCGAUAGGGAGGAGUUUGAGGAGAUGGGAAGGCACUGCUGGAAAGAGAUGGAGGAUCUAAGGGUGCAGUGGGAGAACAGAGUAGGAAGACAGGCGUGAGGUACAUGCGGUGGACUGACAAGGCCAAUAUACAAGCCCGGAUAAGGUAAUGCGAUGCUAAUAGAAACUAGACUUUAUUGAAUGCUAUGUAUAAUAAAUUUGUAUGUAUAAGUGCUAGAAACAGAUCAAUUUGACUCAUUGAAGCGGU
Molecule: messenger RNA, 1519 nt
Organism: Aplosporella prunicola CBS 121167
Lineage: Eukaryota; Fungi; Ascomycota; Dothideomycetes; Botryosphaeriales; Aplosporellaceae
Exons: 2
Coding region: 13-1371 (452 amino acids)
Biological process (GO): ergosterol biosynthetic process
Cellular component (GO): endoplasmic reticulum membrane; mitochondrial outer membrane; lipid droplet
Molecular function (GO): 3-beta-hydroxysteroid 3-dehydrogenase (NADP+) activity
Source: RefSeq, a predicted model, not a curated record